Messenger RNA from Salarias fasciatus (jewelled blenny), 3035 nucleotides. It is a transcript of the gene prrx1b, whose product is annotated as paired related homeobox 1b. The coding region runs from base 164 to 985 and encodes 273 amino acids. Gene Ontology annotation, biological process: regulation of transcription by RNA polymerase II. Gene Ontology annotation, cellular component: nucleus. Gene Ontology annotation, molecular function: DNA-binding transcription factor activity, RNA polymerase II-specific; RNA polymerase II cis-regulatory region sequence-specific DNA binding. Lineage: Eukaryota; Metazoa; Chordata; Actinopteri; Blenniiformes; Blenniidae. The transcript is spliced from 5 exons. The record is from RefSeq and is a predicted model, not a curated record.
CAGCCUCUCCUCCUCUCUCCCUCUCAGAUGUGACUCAGUCUCGCGGCGGCAGGACGUCGACGCCCCGGGAAAAACCAGCAGAACCAGGACCAGAACCAGGACCAGGACUAGAACCAGACCCAGGAGGAGGACCAGGACCAGCUCUCUCUCUCCAUCUCUCCUCAUGACUUCCAGCUUCGCGGGUCCGAGCCGGGUCCCGGUCCCGGUGCCGGUGUCGUUGCCGGUGCCGGUCCCGGACGGCUCCCCGCUCCUGUCGGACCCGCUCCAGGCCAAGAAGAAGUUCAGCGUGAGCCACCUGCUGGACCUGGAGGAGGCCGGGGAGCUGGCGGGCCCGCAGGCCGACGAGGGAGGCGCCGAGGGCGGCCGCAGCCUGCUGGAGUCCCCGGGGCCGAGCAGCGGCUCCGACACGGCGCAGCCCGACCAUGAGCCGCUGUCGUCGGAGGAGAAGAAGAAGAGGAAGCAGCGGCGGAACCGGACCACGUUCAACAGCUCCCAGCUGCAGGCCCUGGAGCGGGUCUUCGAGAGAACCCACUACCCCGACGCCUUCGUCCGCGAGGACCUGGCCCGGCGCGUCAGCCUGACGGAGGCCAGGGUGCAGGUCUGGUUCCAGAACCGCAGGGCCAAGUUCCGCCGGAACGAGCGCGCCAUGCUAGCUAGCAAGAACGCGUCGCUGCUCAAGUCGUACUCGGGCGACGUGGCGGCGGUGGAGCAGCCCAUUGUCCCGCGACCGGCGCCGCGGCCCAAUGACUACCUGUCCUGGGGCGGCGCCGCCCCCUACAGCUGGUAUCCAAUGACAGAGGCGGGGCCACUGCGGGGGCCCCAGAAAAUGCUGCCCUCCGAGAACAACGGCCCCGUUGCCAUGGCGACCUACCCCCCCUCCUGCUCCAACAGCAACUCCUCGGGGGUCAACAUGGCGUCCAGCAUCGCCAACCUGCGGCUAAAGGCCAAAGAGUACAGUCUGAACCAGGUCCCCACCGUCAACUGAGGGCCCCGGGGCCACGGGGGGCCGAGGGGGGACCCUGGAGACCCUCAAGACCCUACAGAACCAACAGGCACCCUCCUGGACCCUUCACAACCAACAGGGACCCUCUAAGACCCUGCAAGACCACCAGGGACCCUACAGGACUACCAGGGUCUUUCCAGAACCAUCAGGGACCCUCUACGACCCUAUAGAACCACCAGGGAGUGUCCAGGACCAACAGGGACCCUCUAAGACCCUAUAGGACCACCAGGGACUCUCUCCAGGACCAUCAGGGACUGUCCUGGACCAACAGGGACCCUCUAAGACCCUGCAAGACCACCAGGGACUCUACAGGACUACCAGGGUCUUUCCAGAACCAUCAGGGACCCUCUACGACCCUAUAGAACCACCAGGGAGUGUCCAGGACCAACAGGGACCCUCUAAGACCCUACAGGACCACCAGGGACUCUCUCCAGGACCAUCAGGGACUGUCCAGGACCAACAGGGACCCUAACCCCCAAACCCCCUGAAGACCCCUCUACCCUUCAGGAACCCCAGUUGCCACUCUGGAUUCCUUGUUGCCCCCCUGGAUUUGAUGAUACGCCCCCGCUCCUCUUUUUGCCCCCCUGGAUUUGAUGUUGCCCCCCCUUGGAUACAAAGUUGCCCCUCUUCUUGCCCCCCUUUUUGGCCCCUGGAUAUUACGGUGCCCCUGGAUUUGAUAUUGCCCCCCUCCCCAGCCCCCCUGGAUUUGAUGAUACGCCCCCGCUCCUCUUUUUGCCCCCCUGGAUUUGAUAUUGCCCCCCUCCCCAGCCCCCCUGGAUUUGAUGAUACGCCCCCGCUCCUCUUUUUGCCCCCCUGGAUUUGAUAUUGCCCCCCUCCCCAGCCCCCCUGGAUGCGACGUUUCCCCUCUUGUUGCCCCUCCUGUUGCCCCCCUGGAUUUGACACCGUCCCCCUUGUUGCCCCCCUGGAUUUCAUAUUGCCCCCCCUCCCCCGCCCCCCCGGAUACGACGUUGCCCCUCUUGUUGCCUCCUUGGAUUGGACGUUGCCCCCCCCUUGCCCCCCCAGAUUCGACGUUGCCCCUCUUGUUGCCCCUCCUGUUGCCUCUGGAUUUAACGCCAUCCCCCUUGUUGCCCCUCCUGUUGCCCCUGGAUGUGACGCUGUUCCCCUUGUUGCCCCCCUUUUUGCCCCCCUGGAUUUAACGCUGCCCCCCCGUUGCCCCCGCGUUGCCCCUCCUGUUGCCCCUGGAUAUGACGCUGCCCCCCUUGUUGCCCCACUGGAUUUGAAAUUGCCCCCCCACCCUUCAGAUCCUCCUUCUACUUCUUCUCUUGGACCAAAGGAAAGGCUCUUGCCGGAUAUUACCCAGAAUUCCUCCAUAUUACCCAGAAUGCCUCAGUAUUACUCGCUGUAUCAAAAUGUACCGACUUAUGAAUAAAGACUUUGGAAGCAGGCCGCUCUCACCAGACUCCAUUCAAAAAGUCACUCAUUUAACGUUCAGCCUCACUUGAUCCCCUUCAAAAUAAAAGCCACCCUUCUUUCAACACGGGAUUAUGAAUAAGUCACAGCUUUCAUUCAAUUCGUAUUUCACAGCAAACUUUCACAAUUCACAUUUUGUGAGUUUUCAUCGAUUCUGAAAUCGUUAGCAAUCAAGCUAGCCUUUAAAUGAACCAGACUCUGUUUAAAAAUUGUCCGAUUCAAAGAUUUUUCUCAAACGUGUGCUUCGUAAAAAAUGAUUUCUACAUUUCAAAAAGUUACUUUAAAGACGUCACUACUUUGUUCUGUUAAUCUAAAAAAAAAUUACCCUCUGAAAUGUAAUUUUCUUUUAUGUGUUUUUGCCAAUUUUAUGAUCCUGAAAUGUGUUUUAACCAUGUGAAGCUGUUGACCAGACUCCAUUCCAAAAGUCUUCAGUUUUAUGGUUUUACUCAAAAUUACCACAAAAACUCAAAAUAGUCUAAUUUUUGUUGUCAUUCUGAUAUUUUAACAUAUUUCUAUUAAUCUGUCACAGAAGUUUAACAUCUCAGAUUCAAAUGUGAUGUUUUUUUGCCAAUGUUUAGAUGUUGGUUUUUAACAAACCAGA